This is a messenger RNA of Pecten maximus, 1192 nucleotides long. RefSeq lists its product as uncharacterized. The transcript is spliced from 2 exons. Lineage: Eukaryota; Metazoa; Mollusca; Bivalvia; Pectinida; Pectinidae. The coding region runs from base 33 to 1184 and encodes 383 amino acids. The record is from RefSeq and is a predicted model, not a curated record.
UUUGAUACCAGAAAGAAAUCCUCUGGGGGUAUAUGUACAGAUAUCCUCUGUGGGUAUAUGUACAGAUAUCCCCUGUUGGUAUAUGUACAGAUAUCCUCUGUGGGUAUAUGUACAGAUAUCCCCUGUUGUUAUAUGUACAGUACAGAUAUCCCCUGUUGGUAUAUGUACAGAUAUCCCCUGUGGGUAUAUGUACAGAUAUCCCCUGUUGGUAUAUGUACAGAUAUCCUCCGUGGGUAUAUGUACAGAUAUCCUCUGUAGGGUAUAUGUACAGAUAUCCCCUGUUGUUAUAUGUACAGAUAUCCUCUGUGGGUAUAUGUACAGAUAUCCCCUGUUGGUAUAUGUACAGAUAUCCUCUGUGGGUAUAUGUACAGAUAUCCCCUGUUGUUAUAUGUACAGAUAUCCUCUGUGGGUAUAUGUAUAGAUAUCCCCUGUUGUUAUAUGUACAGAUAUCCCCUGUUGUUAUAUGUACAGAUAUCCCUUGUAGGUAUAUGUACAGAUAUUCCCUGUGGGUAUAUGUACAGAUGUCCUCUGUGGGUAUAUGUACAGAUAUCCCCUGUUGGUAUAUGUACAGAUAUCCUCUGUGGGUAUAUGUACAGAUAUCCUCUGUGUGUAUAUGUAUAGAUAUCCUCCGUGGGAAUAUGUACAGAUAUCCUCUGUGGGUAUAUGUACAGAUAUACCAUGGUGUUAUAUGUAUAGAUAUCCUCCGUAGUGAUAUGUACAGAUAUCCUCUGUGGGUAUAUGUACAGAUAUCCUCUGUGGGUAGUGUACAGGUAUCCCCUGUGGGUAUAUGCACAGAUAUCCUCUGUGGGUAUUUGUACAGAUAUCAUCUGUUGUUAUAUGUACAGAUAUCCCUUGUGGGUAUAUGUACAGAUAUCCUCUGUCGGUAUAUGUACAGAUAUCCCCGUGGGUAUAUGUACAGACAUCCCCUGGGGGUAUAUGUACAGAUAUCCCCUGUGGGUAUAUGUACAGAUAUCCCCUGUGGGUACAUGUACAGAUAUCCCCUGUGGUUAUUGUACAGAUAUCCCCUGUGGGUAUAUGUACAGAUAUCCCCUGAGGGUAUAUGUAUAGAUAUCCUCUGUGGGUACAUGUUCAGACAUCCCCUGUGGGUAUAUGUACAGAUAUCCCCUGUGGUAACUGUACAGAUGUAUGUACAUAAUAUCCCUGGCACUUUCUGUAUAUGUUAGGCUAACAC